AUGGACAACGUCGCUGAGCACCGCGUGCAGAUGCCGGCGGCUCCUCCCGCCGGCAAGGCCAAGGCCAUGCCGGAGAAGCGGCUGAACCGCUUCGUGCACUUCGUCGCCAUGAUAGAGAGGAUGGGCAACGCUCUGGGUACGCUGACAUUUACCUGGGCCACCGUCGUCCUGCUCGGCGGCUACCCGACGGUGCUCCGUCCCGGUGACGAUUUUUGGAUGGUGACGACCAUAGUUUUCCUGGAGGCCGCGAGGAUGUUCAGCCAUGGAAACAAUAGGCCAGAUUACCAGUUGUUCUUCCGCACGAGAGGUGCUUUCAAGUCUCUUGGCUGGAAUGGGCUGAUCUUCACCGUAUGUCUUAUGGAGGUUAUGGUGUGCGUAGUGAUCUUGUAUGGACAUUGGAUACCACCAAUGCCAUUUGUUCUUCUGGUAAUUCUUGCAAUUGGCCGGUUUCUGACUCCAGGAGCUGCAAAACUACUCAUAUCCAAUGAACUAUCCUGUGCAAUAUCAUUAUGGAGCCCCAUGGUAGCAAUUAUAUUGUUAGGUCCCUCUGUACCAUAUGGCUAUGGUUUUAGGUACAAGGAUUUCUCAAUUCACAGGUUUAUUACCAGAAACCCAAUGUCCAGAUGGGCAGCAUACCUAGUACUAUUUAUGGUGGUGCUCCUACUUACAAUCAGCAAACUUCGGUUCGCAGGUGUAGUCAAACUAGUAGAUUCUGCUCUUGGCCGCAAACUGGCAUGUUGGCGCCGAGUUAUCAUAAAUUUGUGCAUGUUUGCUGUCAUAGUGAUGUUGGUGUCAACUUUUCAUGGCUCAGUUCGGUACAUGAUCAUCGCAUUCCAAGCAUAUGCUCUAUUGAUAGUUUCAUUUGGCAACCUCCAAGUUCCAGCAGCAGUAUUGCGCAUUGGGUUGGCACUGUCGCGCCUUAUACCACAGUGUUACUAUGGUGAUGAUGAACGUGUUGACAGGAGAACACUCGGAGAUAAGACAAACUUUGUGCCAUCUCUCAAUAUAUUGUAUGCCAUGGUGGUUGGCCAAGGAAUACUCUACAUUGUUGCCUGCAUCCUUGAGGUCUUUUCAUUCAUCCUCCGGCGACCGCUCAUCCAUCUUGCUGGAUUUAGAGGUCCCCUAGGAGUGGAAUAUGUCGAUUUGUACUAUGCAUAUGCAUUCGAAAAAUGCAUGAGAGGGGUUGUGCUUGCUCCAAAGAAAACCAAUCUCAUCACAUUUUCAAUCGAUUGUAUAGAAUCAAACUCACCAAAGAUGCAAUUCUACGGGGUUCAGAUGAUCCACGGCUUUUUGAAAAAGGAGCCAUUGAAGAUUAAAGCCAUCUCAAAACUCACCACUUCCACAAAGACAGUGACCACAGUGCUUAAUAUGUUGGGUUGGACUAGUAGAGGGAACAAAGAUAUUAGAUCGUUUGCCGCAAAGGUCAUGGCUGAGCUUGCUAAGAGUAUCCGAAUUGCCUCUAUACCUGGGGCGAUGCAGCUCAUAGCUUCACUUCUAGACACUACCCACGAAACAGAAAUAAAGGAUCCUCUGCUAGACACUAAUAGCCAAGUGGCCAAACAAGAUGCCCUAGUUGAGCAAGUUAGCAAGGGCAGACAGAACUCCGUGAGGCUUAAAUGGUGGAAACAGAUGGUAAUAUACUGCUUGAUACCGGCAGAGGAGCCACCUAGGAUGGAUGAGCAGAGCUAUCAUAAGCACAUUACAGAAUGCAGGUCUGUUCCAGAGGAUGAUCCCUCGAUGAACCAUGAUCUCCUCCCUGCACUAGGCAUGUUAAUUAUUGAGAGGCUUGCUACCUUUGAUCUUGAGAACUGGAUGGAAAUCAACGGAGCAACAUGCCUCAUCUCAAAGAUCAUAGAGUUUGCAAGCUGCAGAACCAAAAUGAUAAAUAUCAGUGAGACAGACCAAACAAUGCUAAAAGGUUCAUCAUUGAUGGUGCUGAGAAGACUUACAAGCACUAAAGGGAGGUUUGGUGUAGCUCUGCGACAGAAGAUUUCAGAACAUCCUUUCCUGUUGAGUAACAUUGCUGAAAUUUUGGAUGAAAGCAAGAGCAGCCGUGAAGAUAGGGAGGUCACAGCAGAGAUCAUUAGAAAUCUUGCCAUGAGUGGAAAUACAAGCGCAGAGAUUGGGCACAUCCGAUUGAUCAUUAGCAGAUUGAUGUAUGCCUUACUCAGACAAGAUGCACCAUCGAGUGGGGAUACAGGGCACUUGCUUCCAAUGAUCGCUGGGCAAGCAUUGGCAGUGCUGGCAAUGGAGAGUUCCAACAAUUGUUUGGUUAUUAUGUUAGCGGAGCCAGGGCAUGUAUUCAUCAGAGAACUCACAAUUAUGAUCCAUAGUGAGAGCCAGUACAGGUACGCAGCAGCAAGCCUGUUGCGAGAUAUGUGCGUGCAAGCUCGGCCUGUUCUGAGCAACUCAGACCUGAAGAAUAUCUCUUACAUCCUGCGAGAGGUGUUGGAAGGAAUAAUGGAUGCAGAAGGAGCAGAGCUAGAGAUCCUUCUUGGCCUUAGUUCACAAAUAUGUAAUGUUGUUCCGGAAGACUUUGCCCGAGAACUAGAUUGUGGUGAGAUUAAGGAAAGAUUUAUAAAGAGGCUUGUCGAUGUGCUUAACUCAAAUAUGGUACCCACUGCUCAUUGUCCUGGAAUCAGGAGGGCAGUAGUUCAACAUGCAGUAUACAUGAUGGAGAACAAGCCUAGCUACGCAAACUAUUUCAACAGAUGCUGGAUGAUGGAAGCACUGGUAAUGGUAGAAUGCACACCUUCAAAGGCUGAAAAUUACAGACUCUUCUGGGGUGAUGCAGGACUCAUGGAGCACAGCAUACCUCUCUCUGCUCUCCUGGCCAGAGCGAAAAGAUGUCUAUGA
Molecule: messenger RNA, 2856 nt
Organism: Triticum turgidum subsp. durum (durum wheat)
Lineage: Eukaryota; Viridiplantae; Streptophyta; Magnoliopsida; Poales; Poaceae
Source: the annotation of a GenBank genome assembly